UCAGCCGUUCGAAUGCAGCCGGGCUAGCCAGCAGCACACCCACGGCAUUCAGAGGAAGAUGCCCCGUGUUUUAACUUUUUAACCAUUUCCCCCCUCAGCGCUUUUAAGCCUGAGGAUACUGUUAUGGUUUCGGAGAAUGGAAACGGACGACGUGUCGGUUAGAGAGCAACUUUUCCACAACCGUGUCCGGGAGACCAUAAUCUGUGUACUCCUGUUUACAUGCCUUUACAUAGUGUCCUACCUCAUACUUACCCACUUCAAGAAGACUGCCGAGUUUGUCACAGAUGAUAUUGAAGAUGCCACUGUCAACAAAAUUGCGCUGUGGUUGUGUACGUUCACUCUGUCUGUUGCAGUGUGUGCUGUGCUCCUUCUCCCAAUAUCCAUUCUGUCCAACGAGGUGCUGCUCACCUUCCCACAGAGCUACUACAUGCAGUGGCUCAAUGGAUCUCUUAUCCACGGCUUGUGGAACCUAGUUUUUCUUUUCUCCAAUUUGUCCCUGGUCUUCCUCAUGCCCUUCGCCUACUUCUUCACGGAGUCUGAGGGAUUUGCAGGGUCUAAAAAGGGGGUUAUGGCACGGGUGUACGAAGCAGUAGUGCUGCUGUUGCUGCUGGCUCUGCUUGUGCUGGGCAUUGUGUGGGUGGCAUCAGCCCUCCUCCACGACAACAUAGCCAGGAAGAGCCUCUACGACCUGUGGGAGUAUUACCUUCCCUACCUGUACUCAGGAAUCUCUCUGUUUGGAGUAUUGCUGCUUUUGUUGUGCACUCCCUUUGGGUUGUCCCGAAUGUUCAGUGUAACUGGCAGCCUAUUGGUCAAACCACGGCUGUUGGAGGAUGUAGAGGACACUUUGAGCUGCACCAGUUUUGAGGAAGACUCGCUCUCCAGGAAACUGAACUGUGGCAAUACAUCAUGCUGGGUCAAGCUGAACAUGGAGGCGAUGAAAAAGGAGUACCAAACAGUUCGGAGCAAGCGCAUCGCCCUGGAAAUGCGUAGGAAAGCGUCCCCAUGGCAGCGAAACCUGGGCUAUCCACUGGCUAUGCUUGUGCUCCUCGCAUUGACGGUGAUGUGUGUCCUCAUGGUCUGUUUCAAUGUGCUGGAGUUGCUCCUGGAUGAGACGGCUAUGCCCAGAGGAAUGGAGGACCCUCACCUGGGGAUGGCCUCCUUUUCCAUGUUCGGCUCACUGGGCGCCGCAGUUCAAGUAGUCCUUAUCCUCUAUCUGAUGGUGUCGUCAGUGGUGGGCUUCUACAGUUCUCCUCUCUUCACUGGCCUCCUGCCUCGUGCACAGGACACCAACCUCACUCAGAUCAUUGCAAACUGCGUGUCACUGCUUAUCCUGAGCUCAGCGCUGCCAGUCUUUUCACGCACACUUGGGAUCACCCGCUUCGAUCUACUGGGAGACUUUGGUCGGUAUAACUGGCUUGGGAACUUCUACAUCGUGUUCCUGUACAAUAUGCUGUUUGCUGGUCUCACUUCUGCCUCCCUGAUCAAGACAGUCACCUGGGCAGUACAGAGAGAGCUCAUCCGUGCCUUUGGUCUUCACCGGCUGCCUUUAACUGUGUCGCGCUCCACCGUCCCCUUCAGACUCCUCCUGGCCAGUGGACUGUCUAAAAUCCAGUGACUUUUCCACCUCAUCACUGCCUUUCCUAACCAUUUAGAAACUGAGCCACUUCAAAUGUUUACCAGUUGGAUUAAAGGCAUAGGCAAUCAGUCCCUUUGCCAGUUGGUACAUGGGUCGGAUCGCCCUGUGUGAAGAGACUGGAGAAGACGAUGAGUCAGUCUGCACUGUGUCCAGUGGGAGCUCUGCUUAAAGAUGUGUUUAAUGACCAAUAUAUCAGAGUCCAAAUUUGUGCAGUUAUUUGACUGCAAGGACAAGUACUGGUACAAGCGGUUAAGUUACAGCUGGAUCGAGGGGAAAGGGGGUUUAAGUCAUGUUGGCAGUCCUGCCAUAAUGGACAAAAAAACGGAGCAGUCCCCCCACAAAACUUGAUGCCUAAUGAAAAGAGGAUCCGGUGGAGAGCCGUUGCUCUGUUGACACAUGUGAAAGUCAGCAGAGUUAUUUUGAAAUAUCACAUUGUAACUGUGACAUAAUUUCCUCUUCCUGCUCCAGGUCGAUUGAGUGCUCUCUCUUUCUCCCUGGCUUCCCCACACUUUUCCUCUCUUAGGUUGUAUCACUAUUUUAAGAUUGGGAAUCUUACUUCCAUGUGUUCAGUGGGCCAGUCUGCACUAGUGUUAUGUUAAUUAAUGAGAGGAAGUUGGUAUUGGGAGCAAAGAGGACGCAGAGUACCUUGUCUGUAUGGAUGCUCAGGUUACUCAAAUAUGAGAGUGAGGUAAUAGUCUCAGUGUUGGAGCUCUUUUACAAACUCAGUUUAGUAGAAUUAAGAGCAUUUUCUGUGGAGAUUUAUCAUUGAGCAGGGUUUUUGCUUUUGUAGAGGACAUUAAGCUUACUGAGGCAGGAUUGUUCAUUGAUUUUAAAAAGUAGACCUAAAAAGAAAGCUUUACACUUUGUCUUAUGCAAGGCUUUUGAAUGCCAUGUGACACUCAUUUGGAGGAACUUCUGCCUUUGACCAAUCAAACUGUGAAUUAUUAAGAAUUUUUGUGGGGAAGUGCAAUAUUUUGUGAGCAAAAGCACACUUUUUAACUGUGCCAAAAGUCACUUCUAAAUUUUCUGUAUGCUUUUAAUUUUCUGUGAAACCCCCCCAUCUCAUUCCUCGUUGUUGGGUUGAAUUGUUCAAAUAGUUUUGGAAUGUUUUCAAAAAGCAGAUGUGACUAUCAAUCCUUUCUGAUGUUUUAUAUUUUAGUGAUCUACUUAAAUUCUGUCAUAUUUAUCGGCCGUAUCUCAUCAUCCUCAUUGCGUUGGUGAUCCUGUGUCACCGUUUGCCUUUGCUGCUGUAUCAGCAGGUUAUUAGCUGUUGGUUUGACCAGCAGGGGACAGUGUCUUGCAAACACCAGCCUCUGUAUUGUGUGAGUCUCUCUCUCUCUAUCACACAUUAGUUGUUUUAUGUAUUGUAUACAGAGCACUCUUAUGUUUUACUCAUUUCACUGUUUACGGGAAUUUUCCUUUGGUUUUUGGGAACACAAAUUUUGUAAUUUACUGUUUUUUAUUAUUAUUUAUGGGCAUUUUGGGAUCUAUACUUCACAUGUUGAGUCAUUACUAUUAGGACUUUUAACAGUUUAAAAUGUUGAAUGUGCAGUUGAGGCAAAAAAAAAGAUCUUUAGAGUUGCUCUCAAAGAUAAAAAACAGCAGGUUUAUUGUUUGUCUUUGAAAUGCUCUGAUGUUUCAGGUUUUUAACCAUCAUUGUAUUGAGGAAAGGAAUAAAAAUCCAGGGU
This is a messenger RNA of Chelmon rostratus (copperband butterflyfish), 3324 nucleotides long. RefSeq names its product limb development membrane protein 1-like (gene lmbr1l). The coding region runs from base 137 to 1615 and encodes 492 amino acids. Gene Ontology annotation, molecular function: transmembrane signaling receptor activity. Gene Ontology annotation, biological process: signal transduction; receptor-mediated endocytosis. The record is from RefSeq and is a predicted model, not a curated record. NCBI's taxonomy places the organism in Eukaryota, Metazoa, Chordata, Actinopteri, Chaetodontiformes, Chaetodontidae. The transcript is spliced from 17 exons.